Messenger RNA from Colletotrichum destructivum, 1119 nucleotides. RefSeq names its product Putative acyl-CoA thioesterase, HotDog domain superfamily. The transcript has 2 exons. The record is from RefSeq and is a predicted model, not a curated record. The coding region runs from base 1 to 1119 and encodes 372 amino acids. Gene Ontology annotation, molecular function: fatty acyl-CoA hydrolase activity. Gene Ontology annotation, biological process: fatty acid catabolic process; acyl-CoA metabolic process. Lineage: Eukaryota; Fungi; Ascomycota; Sordariomycetes; Glomerellales; Glomerellaceae. Gene Ontology annotation, cellular component: peroxisomal matrix.
AUGUCUAAGCUUCUAUUUAACGAUGUCAUGGCACUGGCACCGGUUCCGGCACCCUCCAACCGGGUGACCAUCACUGGCGGAGCAGUCAAAAGGUACAUGAGCCUGUAUCCAGCCUGGGUGCCCGGGUCAGAACUCGUAGGUGGCAAAGGUCGCGGGUCCAAAGCCGACCCCCGGGCGGCCUAUGGGGGGCAUGUCUACUGCCAGGCGCCUCUAGCCGCAAGCCGCGCCAUCAAAGAGGAAGAGCCCUCAGGGUCAGGGACCCAGUCAGGGGGGUUCGGGCUCCACGCCAUUCAAGGCGUAUUUUCAGCCGCCGCAAAAUCAGACAGGCCUUUUGUGUAUGAGGUCUCUGUACUCUCGACCAGCCGGACGUUUUGCUCGAGGCUGGUGACAGUACGGCAACCUCGAGAAACGAGCAAAAGAAACGACUACGAAGACAACUUUCUGGCCGAAGACGCAGAGACUGAACUGGGCGAUGUGUGCUUCAGCUGUAUAUGCACCUUCAAGCGACCAGAAGAAGGCCGGGCCAUAUCUCAAGAAGAACCGCCGCAGAAACGCUUCGCCAAUAUUCUCGCAACCAAGUCUCCGAGGGAGUGGCCCCAUGCACCGGCAGUUGACGUGGAAGAGAUCAAGGCUAUGUUUCCGGACAUUGGCGAGACGACCUUUCCCAUCGUUGACAUGCACAAGGUCGACUUAACAACGUACAACGAGGGCAGGCCCGUGACAGAGAGGAGGGAGCUUCUUCUCUACCGUCUAAAGAGCCCGCUACCCGCUGACGACCCAAAUUCGCAUAUCGCCAUUCAUGCAUUCGAGUCUGAUCGCAACGGUCUCCUGAUGAUAGGCAAUCACAAUGGCCUCGGGUGGAAUUUUGGGACAGCGGCAAGCUUGACGUAUAAGUUCGUCGUCCACGUCAACGCUGACCAGGCCGUGAUGAAAGAUCCUUCAGGUCCGGACGAUGGCUGGUGGAUUCAGGAGGCAUCUUUUCCUCGCACUGGCCAGGGGCGAGGGGCCCUCAUGUGUAAGAUGUGGAGUCCUGAGGGUAUUCAUGUCGCUACUGGGUAUCAGGAUGGUAUUGUCAGAGAGAGAAGGGUGGAAGGGGAUAAGCUCAGCGAGCGGCUAUAA